This is a messenger RNA of Xyrauchen texanus (razorback sucker), 2510 nucleotides long. Its product is annotated as apolipoprotein L4-like. Gene Ontology annotation, molecular function: lipid binding. Gene Ontology annotation, biological process: lipoprotein metabolic process; lipid transport. The coding region runs from base 344 to 2020 and encodes 558 amino acids. Lineage: Eukaryota; Metazoa; Chordata; Actinopteri; Cypriniformes; Catostomidae. Gene Ontology annotation, cellular component: membrane; extracellular region. The transcript is spliced from 5 exons. The record is from RefSeq and is a predicted model, not a curated record.
UCAGGCUGAGUCAUCGUCAGUCAGUCAAUAAGUACAUCGAUACAAUGCGCAUUUUACUGAGUCUCGAACUAAACACACGGGUGCUCGCGACAGCUCAAAACACUGAAAGCUAAUCUGUGAACGUGUGUGGCUUCUCAAAUAACUGUAGCGAGAACAUUUAACCUGUUCCUGUCAUAACUGCUUGGAACACUGUUGUCACAGGCGGGGCAAUGAAUCUGGAGAUUGAGGACAGAAAGCUAAACUCACAGUAAGAAGAACAAAAGAGUUUCCUUUUCUCAGCUCAGUUUGUCAAGGCACGUCACAAUCAGAGAGUCACACCUUCAGGUUUGAUUAAACCAAGACAAUGGACACCAGGGCACAAUUACAGAAGCUACUGUCAGAGUAUGUUGUGGACACGUUCCGCUACAUUCAAACGGUGAGAGACUUCUGUAACAAAGAGUAUAAAUGGACCCUUCAGAGAGAGACAGAGCUGGAGAAGAUGAGAGACAUCAAGGACCAGGCAGACAAAAUCAGUCUUGGGUUUGACCAUGUUCAGCGCUCAGAUAAUAAAUCCAAGGCUUUUGGGGAGUACAUGUGGAGUGGUUUAACUCGGGUCACUGCUGACUCCAAAAAUCAGGAGCUGGAGAAAGAGCUGGGUGCCGUCCUGAAGGACACACUCGAGGGGCUGGAGAAACUGGACCACUUCUUGGAUGCUGUGGAGAAGCUAACAGUCACAUCGUUAUUUGUCUUCACUGGGCGGAGUUUCCUACCUAAAGGAGAGAGCCCUGAAAGUGUGCGAGCGGUCAUCACAGCUGCCAGAAUGGCCUGUCCUCUCCUCAUCCACUUUAAGCGAAAUGCAGAAACCUUCUUCCUUCCUAUAAUCAGUAAUGUGGAUGUCCUUGCCUUUCAACUGGACAAAUACAUACGCACCACACAACAGCUUUGUGAGCGACUAGAGAAAAAAUCCAAGAGUGUUUUGUGGUCUGAUGGCUUCCAUGAAUGGAAGAAGGGUGAAGUUGUGAAGUUCAGUUUGAACAUAAGUGAGAACUCCAUGCAAAAAAUGCUUGAUCACUUGAAACAGUUGUGGAAAAUAAGGAUGGACCAGCACACCAUGCUGACAUACAUUUUUCAGAAAGACACUCUGCAUUUCAUUGGUUUAUUCAGUCAGCGACGCUCUAGAAUGGAACAGUUCCUGUCAGAUCUGGAGGAGAGUGCGGUUCAACUGGACCGGAUGAAGAUGGGAGCCAGUAUCUCCACUGUGGCUGGAAGUUCAGUGGGGGUAGCAGGGGGCGUCUUGUCUAUUGUUGGUCUUGCUCUUGCCCCUGUCACUGCAGGAUUGUCUUUGGCUCUCACUCUUACAGGGGUUGGUCUGGGGGUGACUAGUGGUGUAAAUAGCCUUGUCACAGGCAUCACUGAAGCAGCAGUCAAUAAUCACCAUGGAAAAAAUGCACAAAGCAUUUUCCAGAGAUACAUGGAUGAUGUGCAGAAGAUUGUAGACUGUCUGGAGAAGGCCAGCAGUAUGGAGCGUUUAGAGGGGCCAGAUGUAGUCGAUAUGUUUGGAGCUGGGAAAUUGAUUGCCCGUGCUGGAGGAGUGGCCAAAGGUAUUGAUAUCUUGGUGGAUACAGCUUCAGCUGUUAAAGCGCUCAAAGGGGAGGAAGUGAUUUCUACUGUAACCAAGAUAGGGCUCCAGGAGGCACAAAGUGCACGCAACAUUCCCAAGCUUGCUGCAGACCUGCCUGACAUUGGGCAGCUGGCAAAAGGGACGCCGCUUGCACUCUCAAAGUCUGCUAGAGUCGGAUUUAUCACUUUAAAUGCCCUCUUUAUUGGCCUAGAUGUCCUUUUUAUUUGCAAAGACAGUAUAAGUCUGGCAAAUGGCAGCAAGAGUGAAGCUUCUCAGCUCAUCCGCUCUAGAGCAGCUCUGUGGAAAUCUGAGUUGGAGGCCUGGCAGAAGAUUCAUGAUUCCUUAUGCAUAGGAAUAUGGAGAUUUAGGAAGAGCCAGGAAGUUUUGGAGAAACUCUUCCGUCCUGAGAUAUUUGAUUGAGAGAUUUUAUAAAAUUGUAAUAUUAAAAAAUACUUCUCAAGAUCAAAAAUAGUUAAGAGUAUUCAAUAUUUGCAUUCAAAAUAUAUGUUUGCAUCAAUACUGUAUAUAGGGGUCCUCGACACCAACAGUAAUACCCUUGAUUUAUGGCUCCUGGUAGUUACAUUUACAUUUAUGCAUUUGACAGACGCUUUUAUCCAAAGCGACUUACAGAGCCCUUAUUACAGGGACAAUCCCCUGGAGCAACCUGGAGUUAAGUGCCUUGCUCAAGGACACAAUGGUGGUGGCUGUGGGGAUCGAACCAGCGACCUUCUGAUUACAAGUUAUGCGCUUAGCCCACUACGCCACCACCACUCCUUAAUUAAUCCUAAUUAAUAGGAUAUUAUAAUUUAAAAGUCAAUAUACAUUAGUGGAGGUUUAAGCUUGUAACCCUUUGUUCUUGUAUACACAUGAUUAAAAAUGUCAAAUCACAAAUAACUAAUAAAAAGAUGGA